AUGCGGCACGCGGACGCGCAUGCCCGGCUGGUAGUGGAUUGGUUGGAGAGUAUCGCCAAAGAUGAAAUCGGGGACUUCUCUGACAACAUUGAAUACUACGCCAAGUCUGUGUACUGGGAGAAUACCCUUCAUGCUCUGAAACAGAGGAGAAACGCAUCCAGCACAGGCUUCAAUGUUCCCCUGGUUACUGAGCUGGACCCUGACGCCCCCAUCAGACAGAAGCGUCCCCUGGCAGACCUGGACAGAGAGAAUGACGCCAGGCUGCUGAAGUACCUGUUCACCCUCCUCAGAGCGGGCAUGACUGACGAGGCCCAGAGGCUUUGUAAGCGCUGUGGACAGGCAUGGAGGGCUGCUACUCUGGAGGGGUGGAAGCUUUACCACGACCCCAACAUCAACGGAGGCGGUGCAGAGCUGCUACCAGUGGAGGGGAACCCUCACCGCUGUUUAUGGAAGGUGUGCUGCUGGAGGAUGGCUGACGACGAACACGUCAGCAGAUAUGAGAGAGCCAUCUACGCUGCUCUGAGUGGGAACCUCAAACGGCUGCUCCCAGUGUGUGAGUCGUGGGAGGACAGUGUGUGGGCCUACUUCAGGGUCCUGGUAGACUCUCUGGUGGAACAGGAGGUCAGGUCCUCAGGAAUGGGCAGCGAGGAGCUGGAGGAGCUGCCACAAGAAUACCUGGAGGCCAACUGGACACUAGAGAAGGUGUUUGAGGAGCUGUUAGCAACAGAGUCAAAGAAAGUCCUGGAGGAGACUAAAGAACAUUACCACAUCAUCCAGAAGUUAGUCAUCCUGGGAGACCUGGAUGGUCUCCUGGAGGAGUUCAGUAACUGGUUGACCAGGAGUCCAGCUCUGCCCUCUCACCUGUUGCUGUUCUACCGUAGCCUGGGCAUGCAGCUCAAGGAGGAGGUGUCGGUGGAUGUCCUGAAGGCCUACGUCUCUCUGUUGAUGAGGGAGAAGCAGGUGGAUCUGAUCGCCUUCUAUGUCAGUCACCUGCCGUCAGACAUUGCCACCGCCCAGUACGCUCACUUCCUAGAGGAGGUCACUGAGGCUAACCAGAGACAACGCUGUCUGGAGCUGGCCAGGAGGCAGGUCAGUCUGGACGUGGCAGCGGUCACUAAGAUGGUGAUGGAGAACAUAGAGAGAGACACUGAGGAGUUCGCUCAUCAUGACCUCACCCCUGCACUGGACACUGGCACCUCAGUGGAGGACCAGAGGAAGAUUGAUCCUAUUGAUUGGCUGGUGUUUGACCCCGCCCAGAGAGCUGAGGCCCUCAAACAGAGCAACGCCAUCAUGAGGAAGUUCCUGGCCUCUAAGAAACACGAUGCAGCCAAGGAGGUGUUUGGUAAGGUCCCAGAGGACUCAAUGAGGGAGAUAUACAGCCAGUGGGAGGAGCUAGGCCUGGACACGCCCCUUCCUGCAGAGGAUGAGAACGCCAUCAGGGAACACCUGUGUAUCCGCGCUUACCUGGAAGCUCAUGAGGCGUUCAAUGAGUGGUUCCAUCACAUGAACUCCCCCCCUCAGAAGCCCAGCCCCCCGGCCCAGGCCAAGUUCACUGAGAAGGUGGCCUUCGAGAUGAAGGAGAAGGAGUACCAGAUGGAACACGACAACUGGACCGGCCGUCUGGAGGCUCUGACUGAAGACGUGAAGGAGAGAAUCUACAACGUCCUGCUGUUUGUGGACGGGGGCUGGAUGGUCGACGUCAGAGAGGAUACGGAGGAGGACCCAGAGAGAGGCCACCAGAUGGUGCUGCUCCGUAGCUGUCUGCCCAUGAUGUCCUUCCUGUUGCAGACAGUACUGCAGAGAACACAACGCCACCAGGAGAGUCUCAGACUGGCUGAUAUCAUCGCCUCAGACCAACACCGCCUCUAUGAGGUGUUCUCCAAAGAUGAGCUGAGGAAGUUCCUUCAGAAGAUGAGGGAGUCGUCUCUUCUCUUAUUGGAUAAGAGUCUGGACCCGCUGGGGUACGAGAUCCAACCAUAAAUACACCCCACCUGGACAUUUGUUUUAUUUUCUUUUUUGUGUUCUUUUUAUUUUUUUUGCCAAAUUUUAUGUAAUGGAGUGAAUGAUUUUCUGCAUUUUCGUAUACAAUAAAAGUGACUUGACUGAAA
This is a messenger RNA of Coregonus clupeaformis (lake whitefish), 2108 nucleotides long. RefSeq names its product nuclear pore complex protein Nup107-like. NCBI's taxonomy places the organism in Eukaryota, Metazoa, Chordata, Actinopteri, Salmoniformes, Salmonidae. Gene Ontology annotation, cellular component: nuclear pore; nuclear pore outer ring. The record is from RefSeq and is a predicted model, not a curated record. Gene Ontology annotation, molecular function: structural constituent of nuclear pore. Gene Ontology annotation, biological process: protein import into nucleus; mRNA export from nucleus; post-transcriptional tethering of RNA polymerase II gene DNA at nuclear periphery.